Messenger RNA from Cololabis saira (Pacific saury), 2015 nucleotides. Its product is annotated as presenilin-associated rhomboid-like protein A, mitochondrial. The transcript is spliced from 10 exons. The record is from RefSeq and is a predicted model, not a curated record. Gene Ontology annotation, molecular function: serine-type endopeptidase activity. Lineage: Eukaryota; Metazoa; Chordata; Actinopteri; Beloniformes; Belonidae. Gene Ontology annotation, cellular component: membrane. Bases 28 to 1173 code for a protein of 381 amino acids.
GGCUUCGUGCAGGAGGUCACAACAAACAUGGCGUGGAGAGGAUGCGUUAUGAAAUGGGCUAAAACAGAGUUCUUUAGAUCCCAAAACACUUUGUCCCGAAGCUCAAGACUCAACCCUUGCAAUCAACAGAGGUGUGCUUUCCGUCGGGAAGCAAAAAGGCCUGAUACCAAUAAAGGAAAUGUCCCCCAGGAAACAAAAGUCUCACCCCCUGAGCCUGUCAUGCCACAGCCACAGCAUGCUCAAAAACUCCAAAGACCAACACUUUUCAGACCACUGAUUUUCACAGUUGGGUUUACAGGCUGCUCCUUUGGUGCAGCAGCCAUUCUGCAGUACGAGGCCCUGAAGUCACGAAUUCAGACUGCGAAAGAUGGAGAGGAGCUAGAGAAGCUCAUGACGGGCUCUCAGGACAUGGCAUACUGGCACGACUGGUGGAACCAGCUGUCCGGCCUCCAGCGGCAGGCCAUCCUUCUCAUGUCCAUGUUGGAUGACUUCUGGAGCGGUCUCACAGAGGGACAGAAGACAGUCACGGGUAUCAUUGCAAUAAAUGCUGUAGUUUUGUGUUGUUGGCGGAUCCCAUCUAUGCAGAGAAGUAUGAUUAAGUACUUCACGUCCAACCCAGCCUCCAAAACGCGGUGCCUUCCCAUGGUCCUGUCCUCCUUCAGUCACUACUCCAUUAUCCAUAUGGUGGCAAACAUGUAUGUUUUGUGGACGUUCUCAUCUGGAAUCGUCUCUCUCUUAGGAAAAGAGCAGUUUCUUGCUGUCUACCUCUCUGCUGGUGUUAUCUCAAAUAUGGUCAGUUACAUGUGUAAAACAGCUACUGGGCGAGUCUAUCCAUCGUUAGGAGCGUCAGGUGCUGUCAUGGCAGUACUUGCUGCAGUCUGCGCCAAGGUACCAGAAGCCAAACUAGGAAUAAUCUUCCUCCCUAUGGUCACUUUCACUGCAGGAACUGCUCUGAAAGCCAUCGUGGCCGUAGACACAGUGGGACUUAUGUUGGGAUGGCGGUUUUUAGACCAUGCAGCUCAUCUCGGUGGAGCCCUCUUUGGAGUAUGGUACGUGGCAUAUGGUCACAAACUCAUUUGGAGAAAGAGGGAGCCCCUUGUGAAGCUGUGGCAUGACAUACGUUCUCCUGGCGCCAAAGGAUCCAGCCCUGGUGGAGGACCUGGACAACAAUAAGACUCUGCAAGGGAACAAAAUUGUUUUUGUCUUGGAUUAUGCAAGGUCAUUUUACCCACUGAGGCAGAGUGAUCUGUUAUUGUUUAUCAAUAGAUAUAAUUUUCCACCAAGACUUAGUGAUGAGACCUACCUAAUGUAAGGGUAUUUGGACUUGAAAUUUAAUUAAGCCAUAUUGGCUUUCUUGAGUUUUUUUCCCCCCUCCUUAUUGAUAAAGGGGAUUUCAUGCAUGUGAAAAGUCUGCAAUGUUACAAAAUCCACAUCAAAGGGACACAACUGCCUGAAAAACAUGUUUUGUAGUUCAGCAUGUUCUGUUAUUUAUGUGUCAAUGAAGACAAUUUACCAAGCCUGCCCAAUUGAUGUCCUAUUUCCAAUACCCCAGAUUUACAAAAAUGAAUAAUAACGUUGAAUACAUGCAUCAUACCACAAUUUGACCUGUCGGAGCCGUCUAGGUGUUGGAAAGUGUGUCUUGAAGGUUCAAUUUGUGAUAAUUACAAGGUAAAUAUGUCACUGAACAACUGAAGUCAAGUGAAAACUAAAUUACUCUCUAAAUUCUAUGAGUUUACUGAUCAGAACAUAAAUAUUAAUUAGAUUUAAAAAAAAAAAAAAAGAACAAACUUAGACAGACUUUCCGUAAAACAAAUGUAUUUAUUAUUUUUUUCACAUGACUAUAUUAAUUUUGCGCAGAUCUAACUUUGCAAUAAAUUCUCUGUGGAAACCCCAGUCUCUCAGCUCUUUAUGCUGGAAUGCGUUUGUGUAUUGGACAAAUGUUAAAAUUGGAACAUCGAAAGAAUUAUUUUGACAGAAAUAAAAUGCUUCAAUCUGGGACUCAUUUUCUGUAAAGG